AUAUCGCAGGAGAAAGUGCCAACGUCAUGACCUAUUGCAAUGUGAACUAAAAGCGCGCCCAUUUUGGUGUACUCUAUGAUUCGCAAUGUCUUUGCCACACCUUGAGCCAGGUACAGAGGCUCGAGCAUCACCUUCGCAAUCGUAUAGCGACGAUCCAAGCUCCCGGAGUGAACCGCCGAAUAGCCACACUUAUCCACAGAGCUCUCGUGCUUCUCUAAGCGGGGGACUAGAUGAACCAAUAUCAUUCAAACGCAAACAGAAGCAGCGAUCCAGGUUCAGUAUCUCGCGCCUCUUCCCAGGCGAAUCAACAUCAACAAGAGAUACCGGCUUCGGUUCUCCCAAUCGCAACAGGCAGCCCCCUCACAGUCGGUCGCCUCCGCCGCGCGACUUUCCUAGCAGCAAUGGAAAUGCGAAUCAUAAGGACUCGGGCUUCCUCGAUUGGUAUGUGGAAGGGCCAGGGCGACGAGUAGGAUAUGAUGACCUCACGGCGAUUGAUUGGAUUUUUGAAUACACAAAAGAGCGUCAGAGGAAACGACUACUCUACGCCAACGGGCAGGGACUUGUUGGAUAUACGCGCAAGAUACUAGAUGCGAGCAAUGUCUGGAUUGUGUUGAUUGCUACAGGAAUCCUGGUUGGUAUCAUUGCUGCCUGCAUUGAUGUCUCAAGUGACUGGCUAGCAGACCUUAAAACCGGCUACUGCAAGAAUGGGGCAGGGGGAGGCAGAUUCUAUCUGAAUCGGAGCUUCUGCUGCUGGGGACAUGACGACAUCAAUAACUGCUUAGAUUGGACACCGUGGAGGACCGCCUUUGGGGUGACUUCACGUGACGGAGGUUAUACAGUCGACUAUGUCUUGUAUAUUCUUUACUCGGUGUUCUUCGCCGUUUGCGCAUGUAUUCUGGUAAGGACAUAUGCCAUUUAUGCGAAACAUAGUGGUAUCCCCGAGAUCAAGACCGUACUCGGUGGCUUUGUUAUCAGACACUUUAUGGGGCCGUGGACACUUGCAAUCAAAUCAUUGGGUCUGUGCUUGUCUGUCGCAUCUGGUAUGUGGCUCGGCAAAGAGGGGCCUCUCGUUCAUGUGGCCUGUUGUUGUGCGAGUUUGAUGAUGAAGCCAUUUCAUAGUCUCAACCACAAUGAGGCGAGGAAACGAGAGGUUCUCUCUGCGGCGGCGGCGGCCGGUAUCUCUGUCGCCUUUGGAGCACCAAUUGGAGGUGUUUUGUUCAGCUUAGAGCAACUAUCCUACUACUUUCCAGAUAAGACCAUGUGGCAGAGUUUCGUAUGUGCCAUGGUAGCUUCCGUGACUCUGCAUGCCCUCGACCCGUUUCGCACGGGCAACAUUGUUCUCUAUCAGGUCAAGUACACCCGUGGGUGGCAUCGCUUCGAGAUAAUUCCCUUUGUUAUACUUGGUAUCGUGGGAGGUCUCUACGGAGCUUUCUUCAUCCGACUGAACAUGAAAAUUGCGGACUGGCGGCGCUCACGAAGUAUCCCCCGGCCGAUCCUGGAGGUGUCAGUCGUGGCUCUUCUCAACUCUCUCAUCAACUUCCCAAAUCUCUUCAUGAAGGCUCAAAAUUCGGAGCUCGUGCAUUCGCUAUUUGCCGAAUGUGGCACCGCAACAGACGAUCCGUUCGGCUUCUGUAAGACUGGUGCUGUAUCGGCCAGUACAGUGGCUCUUUUGCUUUCGGCUGCUAUCCUUGGCUUUUUCCUUGCAUCGAUAACCUUCGGAUUGGACAUUCCUGCAGGCAUAAUUCUCCCAUCGAUCGCCAUUGGGGCUCUCUAUGGACGAGCUCUUGGCAUCGUUUUCCGGAUGUGGCAACAGGCUUUUCCUAAAUUCUUCUUGUUCGGUAGUUGUGAGCCGGAUAUACCAUGCGUGACCCCAGGGAUAUACGCUAUCAUCGGAGCAGCUUCAGCCCUUGGUGGUGCCACUCGAAUGACCGUGUCGAUCGUGGUAAUCAUGUUUGAGCUCACUGGUGCUCUAACCUAUGUCAUCCCCAUCAUGAUUGCAGUCAUGCUGUCCAAAUGGUGCGGGGAUAUUUUCGGAAAGCGUGGUAUCUACGAGUCGUGGAUUCAACUGAAGGAGUACCCGUUCCUCGACCAUCGCGAUGACUCUGCUCCGCCCGAUGUGUAUGCUCACAAAGUUAUGACCACCGUUGACGACCUUACAGUCAUCACUGCCGUUGGGCAUACGAUUGACACUCUUCGCAAUCUUCUUAUGACCACCUCGUACCGUGGAUACCCGGUUGUUACGGACAUGGCGAAUCCUGUCCUACUGGGUUAUAUCUCUCGGAACGAGCUGUCUUAUGGCUUGAAGUACUCGGCGUCGCCUUCGGAUCAUGAGUUAUCCGGCACAACGCAGGUCUUCUUUACCCAUCAACCGUUUGCAGACCCAGGCGAAACCCUUGAUCUCCGGCCUUGGAUGGACCAGACGCCGAUCACGCUCAACAGUAACACCACCUUCCUCAUUGUCCUACGAAUGUUUCAGAGACUUGGUCUCCGGUAUGUUCUGUUCGCCGACAAAGGCGUCUUACAGGGCCUGCUCACCAAGAAGGACGUCUGGUCAAUCGUCAGCGGACCAGGAUUCCAUAAAGACGAAGCCCUGCUUGAGCGAACCUUCACGCAACCCAGCGCCGCGGAGGAGGUCGGCUUGCUUGAUGGUGAUGACGGGACCAGCCUUGCUAGCUCCAUCGAGCGACGGCAGUCUCUCUGAUGUGGGGGAGCAAACUCAUUAUGUGGUAUAUUUUUGCUUUCCGAAAGAGGGCGGGCUUCAUUUACUCAUUUACAUUUUGAAUACUUCUUUGCACAUGUUGCUGUAAUCUUGGACUUAUGGAUACGCGGAUGGUCUGAUUAGCUCUACUGUGGCCUGAUGGCGUUAACUGACUCCGUUUUUCC
Molecule: messenger RNA, 2883 nt
Organism: Aspergillus homomorphus CBS 101889
Lineage: Eukaryota; Fungi; Ascomycota; Eurotiomycetes; Eurotiales; Aspergillaceae
Product: chloride channel protein
Exons: 7
Coding region: 86-2701 (871 amino acids)
Biological process (GO): chloride transport; transmembrane transport
Cellular component (GO): early endosome; Golgi apparatus; membrane
Molecular function (GO): voltage-gated chloride channel activity
Source: RefSeq, a predicted model, not a curated record